UUUUGUUGCAUAAAGUGAUCCAGAGAUCUGCAUCAAUAUUGCUUGAAGAUACUUGGUUCCUAAAACACAUGUUGGUUGGGGCAUACUAAUGUCAGGCUGAUACAACAUAUAUUGAGCUAAUUUUGGGAGAGAUUGUUAAUUGGUAUGAUGGAAUGCAACAGAGAAGAGGGCUUAAGAGCAAGGCAAAUUGCUUUAUUGAAGCUUGAAAAGAAAGACUUUUGGGGUGCCCAAAGGAUUGCACUUAAAGCUCAAAGGCUUUAUCCAGAGCUUGAGGACUUGUCCCAGCUGUUAGCUGUCUGCGAAGUCCAUUGUGCAGCAGAGGCAGAGAUCAAUGGAGACUUGGACUGGUAUGGUAUUCUUCAAGUGGAAGCAUCAGCAGAUGACAUGGUCAUACAGAAGCAAUACUGCAAACUUUCCUUUUGGCUUCAUCCUGAUAAAAAUAUUCUUCCUGGUGCUGAAGCUGCUUUCAAGUUGGUUUCCAUGGCUCAUAAAAUAUUGCUUGAUCCUAUGAUGAGAUUUCUGUAUAACAUCAAAACACAGUUUGUUAUCAGAGAAGUGGCAAAGAAGGCUACACAACUAUCAGAUGAUACUUAUGCAGACAAAGGUGAUACAAUAGGACAUAGGGUCCCAUCUGAUUUUAUAUUGGUGUUCAGGACCAUAUGUCCACACUGUCAAAAGCAAUUUCUUUUCUACCGACGGAACUUUUUGGUCCGCUGUGAUGGCUGUGACAAAACCUUUUUCACGUUCAAGCUGCAUGAGGAGACUGUGCCCUUGAGAUUCCUACCAGCUGCACCUUAUAAUGCUCAAGUUUCAUCCGAGAUGUUUUCAUGUCGCCCCAUUCAAUGGCUUGAAUACACAAAGCUUCGAACUACAGGGAGGGAGAUGCAUUCCAGACCACCAAUGAAUGCCACACAAAGUGAUGAACAUGUAAAAUGGGAUGGUGGGCCAUGUGAUGAUAGACAAGGAAACUGCUUAGAGACAAAAGGCGAGGCAGUUCAGUUAUCAGCAGUGAACCCAAUUAACUCUCCUGCACCUGCUGUAGGUAAGGAAACAACUGAAAGCCUGCCACAGGAACCAAACUUUGUUGCCACUCAGAAUAUGAGAGAAGAUGCACCUGCAGUGUCAAAUGCCACAGGAUUGUCCAAUCUUCAGUGGUUUGGCAAGAGAAAGCAAGAUGAUGGCACUAACAGUAGCCACAACAUGGACUGCUGUAACAAUAAGAGGCAGAGGAACUUUGAUUCAGUCUCCAAUGCCAAGUUGAGUGAUCAUAAAGUGUAUAGUGAGAAUGCUGCUGGUGUUAGCAAUCAAUCUUCUGCUCAUCACCCCAGCAAAGUUUGCAACCCAGAGGAAGGAGACACGACACAUGAAGAAAAUCAGCAAAUUUACAGGAAAGGUACUUCUGAUAUUUCUACCCAGAGGUCAGCUGGGAAUUCUAUGAUUUCCUGCAGUUGUCCUGAUAUCUUUGAUUUCGAGUACUUCAGGGAUGCCAAAAGGUUUGCAGUUGGUCAGAUUUGGGCUCUUUAUGAUAAACGUGAUGUCAUGCCAAGAUUUUAUGCUCAGAUAAAGCAUUUUGAUGCUUCCAACUUCAAAAUACAUUUUACUUGGCUGGAACAUGUUGCAAUGGAUGAACAAGAGAAGAAAUGGACUGAUAAAAAACUGCCUGUUGCUUGUGGAAACUUCCGCUUACAGGAAACAAUAGAUACAUCACAAGACAGGUUCAUGUUUUCUCACAUUGUUGCAUGGACAAAAGGUAAGAAAGGAAACUUGUACAGCAUAUAUCCUAAUGGGGGUGAGGUGUGGGCUCUUUACAAGGGAUGGGGCAUGCAAUGGAGCUCAGAUGCAGGUAACCAUGGAUCCUUUGAGUAUGAGGUUGUGGAAGUCUUGUCAACUAUGUCAGCUAAUGAUGAUGCCACCGUUAUCCCAUUGGUCAGGAUUAAUGGUUUUGUCAGUUUAUUCGCGCAAGCUAAGGGCAAAUCCUCAUUUGUUAUACCAUCAAGUGAGCUACUUCGAUUUUCGCACAGCAUUCCCUUUUAUAGAACGAAUGGAACUGAAAAGGUUGGUGUCCCAGAAGGUUUUAUGGAACUUGACACUGCAUGUCUCCCAGCUGACCUGGAUGCAGCAUUUUCUUCUGUCUCUCUUGUCUCUUACAUGUUUCUCGGCAGUAUGAUAGGCAACAUUGAUUUGACUGCUGAAACUACAGAUAGUGAAAUGGAUUCUGGAGAUGAGCCGAUUGCUCGAAAGGAGAAUCCCUCGGAACCAAAUGUUUACCACCCAAUUUCUACAGAUGACACUAAUGAUAUUUCUUCUGAACAAAAUACAUUGUUGCAGAAAAAUGCCCAUGUUGCCAAUGAAUUUGGAGAGUCCGUUCAACAAAACUGCUUGUCCUCCAAUCGUUAUCCAUAUCCUGACUCUGAUUUCCAUGAUUUCGAGGAAGGCCGCUCGUGCAAGAAGUUUAAACACGGACAAAUAUGGGCUAUAUACAGCGAUGUUGAUAAAUUCCCCAAUUUCUAUGCCUGGAUAAGAAAAGUCGACCCAGAACCUUUCAGGGUGCAUUUGACCUGGCUUGAGGCUUGCCCUCAAUCAGAGCAGGAGAAACGGUGGUUAGAGCAGGACAAACCUAUCAGCUGUGGUACAUUUGAAGUUCGGAAGUGGAGAACCAAGUAUGAUACAACUGGUUUUUUCUCCCAUUUGGUAGAUGCUAGACAAACUGGCAUUAAGUGGCAAUUUGAGGUUCUUCCACAAGUUGGUCAGAUCUGGGCCAUCUACAUAAACUGGGCACCUGACUGGGUUCCAUCCAGCAACGAUACUUGUGAAUUUGCUGUCGGUGAGAUCAUUGAGUGCUCUGAAGCUGGUACAAAGCUUACUAUGCUCACUCAAGUUGGUGGCUUCAGAUGUGUCUUUAAACCCAACGAUAGAAAGGAAGUCCUAGAGAUUCCUGCUAGAGAGAACUUGAGGUUCUCCCACCGCAUACCCUCGUACUGUCUGACCAAAGAAAGAGGUGGCACGCUAUGGGGCUUCCAUGAGCUUGAUCCAGCUUCUCUCCCUGAUGUCUUCUUGUACGGGGACACGUGAUGACGUUCUUGUUUGGAAAUAUUGAAGCUGAAUGGGAGUAGAGCUGGACCUAAUUAUCACUAAGAAUAUAAUGGCUUUUUAUGUUCUGUUAUCGAAACCUUUUAGUGUACAUAUGUGCCAUUCAGUUUAGUCUCACUGAAAACCAAAACCAUGCUAACAUGUUAAUUGGAGGGCGUCCUUUGUUCUUCAUUUGCCAUUCUGUACUAAGGGCAAGCCC
Molecule: messenger RNA, 3289 nt
Organism: Setaria italica (foxtail millet)
Lineage: Eukaryota; Viridiplantae; Streptophyta; Magnoliopsida; Poales; Poaceae
Exons: 1
Coding region: 145-3072 (975 amino acids)
Source: RefSeq, a predicted model, not a curated record